AAUUUUUUGAGCGUUUAUUAGAGGUUUUGAAGGAGUCGAAUCUCUUUAUGUUGUGGGUCAAUGGGGAAGAUGAGUAGGAAACUUCCCAGUAGGCACAGACCAUGCUUCACAUGGCUACCCCACAUUGCUCUAAAUUCAGUCUGGUUUUUCACUAGUCUUCCGUAUCCAACUUCCAAGUCAACUGGCGUGUUAAUCAGAGAAACUACAUGUCAUAUAGUGAAGAAACGAGAAAAUAAAUCAUACAAAUAUGUUGUUUUAGUUUUAGAAUAAUAGAAGAGAACUUUGGAAAUGGCUUCUGUCUCUCUGUUUGUUUUUUUGGUUCUCUCCCUCCUCAUGCUGCUUCUCUCAGCUGAAGAAAAGGGAAAGCGAGGACGCCCAUCUUGUUUGCCCUUUCAAUAUUGUGAGAAUUUAGGUGACAUUUACUUCCCAUUCACUAAAAGCCCACACCCAUUUUGUGGUUUAUUGAAAGUAGAGUGUGACCCUGACGAAAAACGUCCGACGAUCCACUUUAGAGUCCCGGGGAGUGAAAGACCAUAUGAAGUUAUAAACAUCUCUUACACCACACAACAAAUCAGUAUCAGGGACCCUUGGUUUUCGGAAGAUGGGGAUACCAAUAAUUGCAAUUACUUAGACAAGUUUGCUUCAACCAACUCUCCAUUUAUCUCUUUUAAACUCAACACAACCAAUCAGAGACUAUUUAAAUGCAAUCACACUCCUGAUUCUACUUCCCAUAAAGAGAAACUGAAUUUAAGUGCUGAGUUCGUCCUUGAAUGGCAUGUAUCUGAUGAUUGUAGCCGUUGUGAUGAUAAAGGAGGUCUAUGUAAUCAUGAUCUCGAUGGCAAUUUUUAUUGUCACUUAGAUCAAAAAGAGAAUAAAAACAACAACAAAGUGGUGAUACUGUUAGCUGUUGGAUGCGCAGUCUUCUUCAAGAGUACCUUGUUCUUUAUUAUCUGGCACCUUUACAAGAAAAAGUAUCCUUCUUCAAACUUGCUAGCAAGGAAUACAUAUUCUGAUCCAUCCUCAAGAUCAGAAGUGGAGGGGUGGAGUAUCUACUUUGGAGUCCCUGUUUUCUCCUACAAUGAACUUGAAAAAGCCACCAAUAAUUUUCAUGUUGAAAAAGAACUUGGGAAUGGAGGAUUCGGAACUGUUUAUCAUGGCAAACUCCAGGAUGGAAGGGAAGUUGCAGUCAAGCGCUUAUAUAGGCCCAACUAUAGACGAGUAGAGCAGUUCAUCAAUGAAGUUGAAAUCCUUACACGAUUGCGCCACAAGAAUCUUGUCUCCCUUUAUGGCUGCACUUCACGCCACAGCCGUGAACUUCUUCUUGUGUAUGAAUACAUUCCCAAUGGCACCGUUGCUGAUCAUAUUCAUGGCCAUCAAGCUACACCAGGUUCACUCACAUGGCCAACUCGUAUGAGCAUUGCUAUAGAAACUGCUAGUGCAUUGGCUUACCUUCAUGCUUCUGACAUCAUACACCGCGACGUAAAGACUAACAACAUCCUUCUUGAUGAUAAUUUCUGCGUCAAAGUUGCUGAUUUUGGGCUUUCCCGGCUGUUUCCUAAUGAUGUUAGCCAUGUCUCAACAGCUCCUCAAGGGACACCGGGCUACGUUGACCCAGAAUAUCGCCAAUGCUACCAGCUUACUAGUAAGAGUGAUGUCUACAGCUUUGGGGUUGUCCUCAUGGAGCUUAUAUCAUCACUGCCAGCCGUUGAUGUAUUUAGGCAUAAUCAUGAAAUUAAUUUGGCUAAAUUAGCUGUAAACAAGAUUGAAAAGUGUGCAUUCCAUGAGUUGAUCGACCCAUAUCUUGGAUUUGAGUCAGAUGAGGGAAUUAGAACAAUGACCAUUUUGGUGGCAAAGUUAGCUUUUCAAUGUCUACAACAGGACAAGGAAAUGAGGCCUUCCAUGGAUGAGGUAUUGGAGGCUUUAAAGAAGAUUCAAAGUGGUAAGGAUGCGCAUGAGGAUCAAGAGAUGGCAUAUGAUGAUGCUGGGAUCCUUAAUGUACAGAAACCAGCUUCACCCGAUCAUGAUGAGGUUCAUGUGUUAAGGAAUAAGCGGCUGCCACUUUUACCUGAGGAUGUAACCGAUUUUUGGACUAGUAGGUCUACUACACCUAAUGUCAGGAGUACUUUUUAGCUACUCUCAUAUCACAAUGAAUGGUACACCCUCCUCUCACAUUUAUUGUAAACUCAUUAAAUUUAUGGUGGAAUCCACCAUAAAUAUAAGAGGUGAGAGCACAAUUUCACUAUAUACUAGGAGUACCUAAGUAUUUUCCCUAAUGUCAAUGGUUAAAAUUUCAUUUUCUUUU
This is a messenger RNA of Quercus lobata, 2302 nucleotides long. Its product is annotated as LEAF RUST 10 DISEASE-RESISTANCE LOCUS RECEPTOR-LIKE PROTEIN KINASE-like 1.1. Gene Ontology annotation, biological process: protein phosphorylation. The transcript has 4 exons. Bases 289 to 2130 code for a protein of 613 amino acids. Lineage: Eukaryota; Viridiplantae; Streptophyta; Magnoliopsida; Fagales; Fagaceae. Gene Ontology annotation, molecular function: protein kinase activity; ATP binding; polysaccharide binding. The record is from RefSeq and is a predicted model, not a curated record.